Gekko japonicus is the source of this 975-nucleotide messenger RNA. RefSeq names its product C-factor-like. The coding region runs from base 96 to 866 and encodes 256 amino acids. Lineage: Eukaryota; Metazoa; Chordata; Lepidosauria; Squamata; Gekkonidae. The record is from RefSeq and is a predicted model, not a curated record. The transcript is spliced from 6 exons.
GCCAUGUGACUUAUGCAAACCUGGGUGCGGACUGUAGUUCGCCCACUGAUCUUUGGCUCUGCUAGUCAAGCAACGGCAGACGACACAACACCAAAAUGCUAAAUGUGCGCAGCGCCCUGGUGACGGGGUCCAACCGAGGCAUUGGCUUGGAGCUGGUCCGGCAGCUGGUGGGGAAAAACAAUGGGCCAGAAUGGGUCUUUGCCACCUGCCGGGACCCAGAGGGACCACGUGCCCAGGACUUGAAGAACCUGGCUGCCAAAUAUCGGAGUGUCAAAAUCCUCCCAAUGGAUACUAGUGAUCCAUCCAGUAUCAAGACCGCUGCUGCCAAAGUUACUGAAAAGCUGCAAGGAGCCGGGCUGAAUCUCCUGAUCAACAAUGCUGCGAUUGUAAGGCCAAACACUCUGGAAUUGGAGACAGCAGAAGACAUGGCUGAAGUGUACAAAACGAACUUGAUAGGGUCCAUGGUGGUGACCCAGGCUUUCCUGCCCUUGCUGAGGAAGGCGUCUCAGGAAAGCCCCCAGAAAGGGAUGAGCUGCAGCAAAGCCGCCAUUGUCAACGUGUCCAGUGAAGCUGGCUCCAUCACCAGCCUCCUUGCGUGGGAACAUGGACAUGUCAUUAAUUACCGUUGCAGCAAGGCUGCUCUGAACAUGCUCACCCGGUGCCAGUCCCUGGGAUUUGCAGAAGACGAGAUCCUGUGCAUCGCAUUGCAUCCUGGAUGGGUGCAGACAGACAUGGGAAACGCAGCGGGACCAGCCCCGCUGACGGUGGAUGCAAGCGUGGGAGCCGCCCUGAACACCCUCGGCCGUCUCACUGAGAAAGACAACGGCACGUUUGUGAACUGGGAGGGGGCAGCCGUGCCUUGGUGAGACCCCCCACCCCCCCCAACUUGAAGAAGAAACAUCUCACGUGUGAGGAAGAUGUGGGAUGCGCAUGUGUGUUUUUCUUUGCCUUCGUCUGCAAUAAAUUUACCGUAAC